GGAAUUCCUUAUACCCUCAUGGACACACAACUCCGGCAUGAUCCGGUUUGGGUAUAAAAGCGCUUCACCGAGGGUUGCGGUUCGCAAGCCCCGCCAGCCAAGCACCAGUCAACAGCUCUUGAUACACAAGUCGAUCGGUGCAAUGACAAUUAAUUCGCAGCCGAAGAAGCAGCCUCGCAUGCACAACGCCGACCACAUUUAUCGGCUUAUCGACCAUGCACUCGCCACAAGAUAUGUACAACAGAUCCUACCUACUCAAACUGCAAUCCGGGUGAGCGACUCACCACCGCCUGAGGGUCAGACGCGGCAAGCACAGAACAUCAUGCGUCCGAGAAUGGAGCUACGCGACACGCCGGGGUCUCCAAACUUGGUUGCCACAUUCGAGCUUCCGGGAAUGAAACGGGAAGAAAUCGGUAUCGAGGUGCGCCCUGGAUCCCUCGUCGUCUCGGGCGAGCGUAAGCCGCCGGAGACGAACGACGCCACGACGUUCCCCAUCGACGAACUCAAGUACGGUCCAUUCCACCGGGCCUUACCCCUGCCCAGGGGUGUUGACGCAAGUCAGAUCACCGCAUCUAUGAACGAUGGCCUGCUUGUUGUCUCGUGGCCACGUUCCGGACCCGAGGAUGAGCCUCAGCGUGUCCAGGUUGGAUGAUUGGGUUUAUGGGUUGUAUUAGCUUAUGUCAAGAGAUAGGAGUGCUUCAUCUGUUUGCGAUUUGUUCUGUAAUGAUACACCACUCACUGUCAUGCUCACCCUCGUGAUUAAUCUUCCUAGUGAAAUGGAUAUAAUCGGGACCGUCAUUUUUCUGUCAUAGCCUACUAUACCCCUGUCAUUGUAUUGCUAGAGCCUUUGUUACAUCCUUCCCAUGUUUGUAUGACAUCCUUGUAAUCUACUGUUCUUUUGAUCUGCUGUGUCGCAAUGGACUUGGGACUUCCGUCCCCUGAU
Molecule: messenger RNA, 943 nt
Organism: Gloeophyllum trabeum ATCC 11539
Lineage: Eukaryota; Fungi; Basidiomycota; Agaricomycetes; Gloeophyllales; Gloeophyllaceae
Product: HSP20-like chaperone
Exons: 3
Coding region: 38-652 (204 amino acids)
Biological process (GO): response to heat; response to hydrogen peroxide; response to salt stress
Source: RefSeq, a predicted model, not a curated record